UGGGUUUAUUAUUACGAGCCAAACAAAAACUAUGGCCUACAGUUCGCCGGGGGUCGGGUUCCCGAUCAAAGUGGCAAAACAUUGGGAGGCAGUUCAGCGCUUAAUGUUAUGGCAUUUAAUCGGGGUAAUAGUCGUGGGUAUGACGAGUGGGCCCACAAGUACGGCGCCGACGGUUGGAGUUAUAGGGAUGUGUUGCCGGUGUUCAGGGAGUGGGAGAACAAUACGGAUCCGCGUAUUGUAUACAAUGAACCCGAAUAUCACGGAACUCACGGACCCAUUCAAAUCACAACACCAAAUAAUGCGCCAACGUUUUUUCAAAAUUAUUACAAAGCAUUCAACUCUUUAGGAUAUAAAGAAACUGAUAUCAAUGGCCCGAAUCAGGCCGGGUAUGCACUCAUACAGUCUUUUAUAAACACGGCUGGUCUUAAAGAGGGAACGGGUACUGUGUUUAUAGACCCGAACCCAUCUCCAGAUAACCUGCAUAUAGUGUGCAAAGCAUUGGUCACUAAAAUACUGUUCAAUGGGUUGACAGCCAUUGGCGUCGAGUUUAUAGUGAAUGACAUCUCGUAUACGGUUUACGCCAACAGAGAAGUCAUUGUUUCCGCCGGAGCCUUUCAAAGCCCACAAUUACUAAUGCUCUCAGGCGUGGGUACGAAACAACACUUGAAUAGCUUUAAUAUACCGGUUGUGUUGGAUCUACCGGUUGGACAGAAUUUCCAAAAUCACCCGGAAGUGUUUUUAAACCCAAUAUUAAAACAACAGUAUUUUUCUCAAUUAAUUAAUCCAACACCAGAACUAAAUGUAGAACAACUGAAAAUUUUGAGUCAGUUAUAUUUUAAACACCAAGGCACUUUGUCAACUUUCCCUACAAUUAUUUCAUACACUAGCACACAUUUAAACCGAGACAAACAGUGGCCAAAUGUGGAGUAUGCAAUUCUUAGAUCAAGUAACAUUACAUUUACUCAUGUUGUGUCCUUAGCACGAUUUAAAAGCAGGGGAGUUAUGAAGUUGCAGUCAACUGACCCCCUAUUGCCCCCUCUCAUUGAUCUUAACUCGUAUUUAAAUGCCGAGGAUAAGGCAAAUAUAUUAGAUGCCGUUUCACAAGUGUUUUACAUGUAUGAGCGCACACUACUGGCCAAUUAUUUGCAACAAUUGCCGCCAUUUUCAUCCAUUGGUUGUCCCGACUGUCCGGACAAACAGUAUUUGUAUGAAUGUAUUGAGGGAUUGAAGUGUUUUAUUCAAUACAAUACAAUCGCUGGCAAUCAUCCGGCGGGCAGUUGUCGUAUGGGAGCGAUAGAGAGGCCGGACGUUGUGGUCGACCCCCAGUUGAGGGUUAACCAUUAA
Molecule: messenger RNA, 1344 nt
Organism: Medioppia subpectinata
Lineage: Eukaryota; Metazoa; Arthropoda; Arachnida; Sarcoptiformes; Oppiidae
Source: the annotation of a GenBank genome assembly